GAUAAGCUGUAUAUUAGGUGUACAGUUUAGCAUUUUGUCAAACGAAAAAAAAAUGUUAUGUAAGCAACGUACACUUGAGACGUCUCUAUUAUUAAGAUAAGAGCAGGACAAUAAUAAACGAGAAAUGGAAAACAAAAAGAUUGAAGACAUGAAUUCGAAUUCAAACAAAGAUGUGGACUUCAAUACGUAUGCGACGAAGAAAACAAUCGCUAAAGGUCUGUUUGACUUCGGACUGCUGAUGAGCAAUGCAUCGCAACUAAAAGCCCUACUUAACCAGGGACCCUCACAGAAAUUUUACUACGCCGUCUUAGCGCUAAUUUCUGUGUCAUUAUUACUGCAAGUGAUAGUCGGGAUCAUGCUGCUUGUUCUAGGGAGGAUGGUAUGGAGAUCUGACGAAGAAAAGAGGAGAGCUAACGUAUUGAACAAUGUAACUGUUGGUUUUGUCUGUGCUAUUACAAUCGUCAAUGUUUUUAUCGCUGCCUUUGGAAUACAGAUGUCAGGAGAUUCAAAAUAAUAAAACAAUGGGAAAGGACAUUUUUAUGCUAACAUUGCAUUACGUCAUAAAUGACGUCGGUGAUUAAUUACGACAAUGAUUAGUCUUCUGCUACAAAUUAUAAUAUUCAUUUAAGAAUUCUUAUGUAUGAUUUAAAAUAGCUGCAGUAGUUUUACUAAUAAAGCCUUUGUCAUGUUAGAAUCUAACAUAUUCUGGCUACGGACUAAAUAGAUCAAAGUUCUUUUAAUCAUUAGAUGUCUAGCCUAUUGUUAAAGGCUUAUAUUCUUGCUCUGAUUAUAUCUUAUGUUUUGAGAAGAAAAGGGACAUGACUAUACACAAUUUGAAUAGCCUCAUGAUUUAUCUUCUGUGUACAAAACAGGGUCGAAAUACAGACACUGUUUCCGGUGGUAUAGCGUCGUUGUAAUGUAGUAGAUUCUAACUCGCCUCAUCUCUAAAAGUACGUCCACAUCGCGUAACAGCAGUGUACCAGACGACAGCCAGACGACGUCAAGUGAAAUAUAGCUCUAUAAUGAAAGAAAACAAACACAAUGAUGAUUAACGCUGAUAGUUUUUCAGACUAGGUGCAAAAAGAGCAAAAACAAACAAUUCCUUACUACCCGUCUAUCAUAAAGAAUACGUCAACAGUCUAGAUCUAUUCGAAAACAGUUCGGAUCACACUGGGGCUAUAUAGCUUUCACCAACGCUGCGCCGAUGCAGAAUUAGUCACAGAAACGGCCGAUGAAUAUAAUCGAGUGCAAGUAUUUCCGCUAUCAGCAACAGUUUCUAGUUUUGCCUUCAGUUCUGUGCCAUUAGAAACGAUAGCGGAAAGUUGGAUAUUCUUAGUGUCAUAGGCCUAUUGAACUAUACAAAAAAAGUCAUACUAGCAGCUGCUAUUUAUUGAACCUUGUGGUAACUAUGACUGACUGAUGGCAGUUAUGAAAUGGUCGUACCCUGCUCUAUUAUCACCGUGGGACGUGCAAGUCAUUUAUUAAGUUAAAACUGAAAAGACAAACACGGAUAUUUACGGAAUCAGAUAUCCUUUCCGCAGCCUUAACGUACUAAAACGUAUUAGCGUCUGAUGGCCCUUUCACGCUUCCGUAGAAACAACAUUUAUUACACGAAACUUAUUUUGAAAAUAUUUCUGAAAUGUCUCGGUCUGCAGCUCUCAAAUACGGUAAUAUCUUACAUCUGAGGCAUAAACUGACACUCUCAGACAACAUCAAAAAUGACAUUUUGAGCGAUUUGAUGAGGUUCCAGAAACGGGACGUAUACACAUUCAGUAUGAUAAAUUCAAGACGUACCUGGCGAUUACACUCUUCUGUAUUUUAACGUCUAUUUGUAAGAAGAAAUAUUUUAAUUGAUAGGGAAAUGGAGAAAAAAAUAUAAUGUAGUGCUUUAUCGUAUUAAAGGGAAAUUAUUCUUAAGAAAACACACCAUCAGUUUUGUUUCUUGGCUGAUUCCAGAUGACACACCAGCUUGUUAUGUUGCAUCCUGAUGUCAAAUUAUGUAAAUAUCCGCACCUGGUACGUCUUGUGUAUUAAAGUUAUGUAAAUAUCCGCACCUGGUACGUCUUGUGUAUUAAAGCUAUUUAUCACAUGUUUGACGUCGCGGGAGUGUAAGAAAGCCAUUAAAUAAAAAUGAUAAUACACUAGUGUAAUAAAGCUUGACGUCGACGUCAUUUAUAGUAUCGGAGACGUUGGUCAAAUUGUCUUAUUCAUAUAGUAAAAGAAAAUAGACUUUUUUUAUGUUUCGACAAGAAAGGCUAUCAUGUGGUAAAAAGAAUAUUACAUUUGUGACUUUCCACAUUGAAUUUAUUAAACGAGUUGAAUAAAAUUGAUAAAAUGCUCGGCAGAGCCUCGCAUUUUAUUAUUUUAUUCAACUCGUUUAAUAAAUUCAAUAUGAAAAGAAACUAUGUAAUAUCCUCUAUGUAAAUAUCCGCAACUGGUACGUCUUUUGUAUUAAAGUUAUGUAAAUAUCCGCACCUGGUACGUAUUGUGUAUUAAAGUUAUGUAAAUAUC
Molecule: messenger RNA, 2511 nt
Organism: Mercenaria mercenaria
Lineage: Eukaryota; Metazoa; Mollusca; Bivalvia; Venerida; Veneridae
Product: ninjurin-2-like
Exons: 2
Coding region: 125-514 (129 amino acids)
Biological process (GO): tissue regeneration; cell adhesion
Cellular component (GO): membrane
Source: RefSeq, a predicted model, not a curated record